Gastrolobium bilobum is the source of this 1044-nucleotide messenger RNA. Its product is annotated as NAC domain-containing protein 37-like. The transcript has 3 exons. The record is from RefSeq and is a predicted model, not a curated record. Gene Ontology annotation, molecular function: DNA binding. NCBI's taxonomy places the organism in Eukaryota, Viridiplantae, Streptophyta, Magnoliopsida, Fabales, Fabaceae. Gene Ontology annotation, biological process: regulation of DNA-templated transcription. Bases 4 to 1014 code for a protein of 336 amino acids.
GCUAUGAUGGAGUCGAUGGAGUCAUGUGUCCCACCGGGGUUUCGGUUCCACCCUACAGAUGAAGAGCUUGUUGGUUAUUAUCUGAGGAAGAAAAUAGCUUCUCAGAAGAUUGACCUUGACGUUAUCAGAGACAUCGAUCUAUAUCGUAUUGAACCAUGGGAUCUCCAAGAGAGCUGCAGGAUUGGGUAUGAAGAGCAGAAUGAGUGGUAUUUCUUCAGCCACAAAGAUAAAAAGUAUCCAACAGGAACAAGAACUAACAGAGCUACCAUGGCUGGGUUCUGGAAGGCCACAGGAAGAGAUAAGGCAGUGUAUGACAAGACAAAACUAAUUGGAAUGAGGAAGACACUUGUUUUCUACAAAGGAAGAGCCCCUAAUGGACAGAAAACUGAUUGGAUCAUGCAUGAGUAUAGGCUUGAAUCUGAUGAGAAUGGACCUCCUCAGGAAGAAGGAUGGGUUGUGUGCAGAGCAUUCAAGAAAAAAGCCACUGCCCAAACGAAGAGUGCUGAAGGAUGGGACUCAAGCUACUUCUAUGAAGAAGCAAGUGGGGUCAGCACCGUGGUUGAUCCACUUGAUAUCCUCUCACGGCAACCUCAAAGCUUUUUAGCUCAAAGUUUCAUGUGUAAGCAAGAGAUAGAAGCAGAUAACAUGAGCUUCAUGAACCAAGACCAAUUUGUACAGCUUCCUCAGCUAGAAAGCCCUUCUUUGCCAUUAUUAAAGAGGCCAAACACAGUGUCCUUAAUACCAGACAAUAACGAAGAUGAUAAUCAAAACAAAUUAUCCAACAACAACACAGAGAAAGUGACUGACUGGAGAGCUCUUGACAAGUUUGUGGCUUCUCAACUGAGUCAAGAAGACAUGCAUGAAACUAACGCACUCUCAAGCUUUGAAACCAAUACCAGCUCGGACAUGGCUUUGUUUCUACUGCAGAGUAGUAGGGAUGAAGGGAACAAGUUAAGCCCGUUUUUAAGUACAAGCUCAGACUGUGAUAUUGGGAUAUGCGUAUUUGAAAAAUGAAGUACAAGAAGUGCAUGGAAACGAUUCUAC